CGCUCCCGGGAGCAGGGCGGGAGGGCGCUCCGCCGUUACCAGGGCGACAGACUCGGCCGCCCGUGGACGCGAGCUUGAGACGCCGCCAGCGAGGAGGCCCGGUGGCGGCGGGCGGAGAGGCGAGCGGGAGGGAGGAAUGUAGAGGCGGAGAGAGAAACACGAGCCGCUGAGGGAGGUGUGGAGAGGAGGGGGACUUUCGCUGCUCUCCCCCGCAGAUGUUGGUGUCCGGUUGUUCAGCGCUGCUGUUCUGAGGACACCGCUGCCUGGCUCUGACACUUCAGGCAGCUCGGGUGUCCCAGCGCUUUCCACAGUGAGCCGAGCUCGCAGGAGACACAUUCCUACACACACAGUUGUAGUGCUGCUGGGGCCGCGCAGCAGUGGCUCUCCGGUGGGCCUAGCCGGGCUGGUCCUGUCACAGCGAUGCCGCGGUGUGUGAGGACGGGCCGGAGACGGGCCGGGCUGUCUGGACCAGCGGGUCUUGGGGUGCUGGUGGCAGGGCUGCUGAUGACGGCGCUCGGCGGGGCAGCAGGGUACCCCAGCUGGAGGGCAGAGAUGGAAUCGGGCCUGUCAGCCCUCCGGCAGUCCUAUGUCAUUCCUGGAACCCAGGGCCAGCUGGCUGAGGUCCUGGGGGCGCGAUCCAGACGCUACGCCAUCAACCCCAUGGGCCACAAGUGGGAGCACUUCAACAUCACUUACAAGAUCACCCAGUUCCCCAGCACGCUGUACCGAGAGGACACGCGGCGUGCCAUCAGCAUCGCUUUCAACAUGUGGAGCGCCGUGUCCCCCCUCAGCUUCACGGAGGUCCCCGCGGACAGCCCUGCGGACAUCCGCAUCGGUGAGCCCCGACUGCACAUCCAGCUCCCUGAGCUCCCGGCCUGCAGGGGGAGGACGAGGAGAAGGACACAGGACACGGAAAGGGGGAUGUAG
This is a messenger RNA of Lepisosteus oculatus (spotted gar), 927 nucleotides long. The record is from RefSeq and is a predicted model, not a curated record. Lineage: Eukaryota; Metazoa; Chordata; Actinopteri; Semionotiformes; Lepisosteidae.